CCUUUAAAUUGAAAAAUGGUAACGCUAGCAUUGUUUGUUCGGUGUAAGUCACGUGAUCGUCGAAUUUACGCGCGAGUUUUUGGACGGAUUAGCCGAUUAGCCUAUUAGCAUAUCAUCUUUCUCAGUACUUUAGUUUUUUUUAUCGUCAUGGAGGCGCCUCAGAGUCUCGCGGUCGGUGUUGAGGAUGUAAAACAGUCAGAAAAACGGAAAAUGUCCAGAGAUGUUCAGCUGGACAUUGAAUACCUUUAUGAAGUUGUACCACAGCUUUCUAAAGUUUUCAGAAUUACCGAUAAAAUUGGAGAAGGUACGUUCAGCUCUGUGUAUCUGGGAGAAGCACAGAUGAGCGACGGGACGAGAGAGAUGUUUGCUUUGAAGCAUCUGAUCCCUACGAGUCACCCGGUGCGGAUCGCUGCAGAGCUGCAGUGUUUAACUGUCGCAGGCGGUACAGAGAACGUGAUGGGAGUGACCUACUGCUUCAGGAAGGACCACCACGUGGUGAUCGUUAUGCCCUACAUGGAGCAUCAGGCCUUUGUGGACAUUGUUGAGAAGCUGAGUUUCGAGGAGGUUCGUCACUACAUUUAUCAUUUACUCAAAGCCUUGAAGCACAUACACAAUUUCGGGAUCAUCCAUCGGGAUAUCAAGCCCACCAACUUCCUGUACAACCGGCGGGAGAAAAAGUACGCGCUGGUGGAUUUUGGCCUGGCUCAGGGAACUCCUGACACUCAGAUCGAGCUGUUAAAGGUGGUGAAAUCUCAGAAAGCUCAGAAAGAAUCACACGGGAAACAGGCUCUGGUUCCUUUACCCCCUAACACGAGGAGCUGUGCACCGCACACGUCCACAAAAGUGCUAGUGAAAAGACCGUAUCCAAACCAGCGCACAAAACACACCAAGGAGCUGAUGGGACUUUGUAAAGGGUCUCGUUCUGUGUUCUGCGAGAGAAACCUCAACAGCGUCAACACCACUAAGACGCUCACGGAUAAAACCGAGGGACCUGUGAUAAAACCUACAAAGACCGACGACAUCAUUCCACGUAAGCUCGUCUCCACAAAACGCCGGGCUGUCCCAGCUCGGGCACCGGCGACCAACCAGAAAACAAAACCUGUGACGCUAAACCUGUCUCUUACCUGCAGCUGCUAUAUGACCGACCGCAUCUGCAACAUCUGUCUGUCCAGGAAGCAGCAGGUGGCUCCGAGAGCAGGAACGCCAGGAUUCAGGGCUCCGGAAGUUCUGACCAAGUGUCCUGACCAAGGAACCGCUAUCGACGUGUGGUCUGCCGGCGUCAUCCUGCUCUCCCUCCUGAGUGGCCGGUAUCCGUUUUUCAAAGCCAAUGACGACCUGAUGGCCUUGACUCAGAUCAUGACUAUCCGCGGCUCGAGAGAAACCGUGCAGGCGGCUAAGAAAUUCGGCAAGGCGGUGGUGUGUAGCCGCGAGCUUCCCCGACUCGACCUGAGGAUCCUGUGCGAGACGCUGAGAGGACUGCGCUCCUGCGAGGACGACUCGCUCCCGGAGGAGUUCCAGGUCUCGCGUCAUCCUGCGGACGUUAAAAAAGCACGACCCGGCAACCGAGCGGAGAAACAGAGCUGUGCGGAGGAUAACGCCGCAGAGCCGCACGGUGCGGGAUGGGACGCGGUUUCUGACGAGGUUUACGAUCUUCUGGACAAACUGUUAGAUUUAAACCCAGCCACGAGAAUCACUGCAGCUACGGCAGUGCAGCAUCCGCUGUUUAAAGACAUCAGGGACUGAUCAGAUAUUUAUCCGGCAGGUUAGUCGUAAUUAUCCUCAGGGGAAAACCUUUGUAAUAUAAUGUACUAUAUAUUUAGUGUAUAUUUAUUUAUCGGAGGUUUCAUAAACACACCGUAGGUCAUUACGUUAAGAACAUCUCUAGCAUUUUUUAUUAUUAUUUCUUCCUUAAAAACUAAAAUGUAGCAUUGUUUUAUCUAAAUGACUCUUUAUGAUUCAAUAAAUAUGAUUCAGAAUCA
Molecule: messenger RNA, 1979 nt
Organism: Tachysurus fulvidraco (yellow catfish)
Lineage: Eukaryota; Metazoa; Chordata; Actinopteri; Siluriformes; Bagridae
Gene: cdc7
Product: cell division cycle 7 homolog (S. cerevisiae)
Exons: 12
Coding region: 148-1743 (531 amino acids)
Biological process (GO): mitotic DNA damage checkpoint signaling; protein phosphorylation
Cellular component (GO): nucleus
Molecular function (GO): ATP binding; protein serine/threonine kinase activity
Source: RefSeq, a predicted model, not a curated record